GUGAAUCUUUACCGAAAAUGCCAAUUCUGGCCUGACGAGGGACGUUGUGUUUUGCGGGAUUGUCAAGUUCAAGACUGUAAUCUUUCGGAAGUUCCUGCUGGAAUUCGAGAAUCUAGCUACGAUAAACUUAUUUCCCGCGAGGCCAUGUGUAUUGAUACCAGUGGUAGUCUUUGUAACAAAGCGUGUUCUGAAGAAGAAGAGGAAGCUGUAACACUUGGUCAUCUGGAUACGUCAUUGGAUGAAAAUCAAGAGAGGACAAUAGGAAGGUGGUCCACAAAAGACGCAGAAGAUAAGCCAUUCUGUGAACUUGGUGACGAAUCUGAACAGGGCAUGAUCUAUGUUGAUCUGCUUAAGAAUGUGGAAAAAUACACGGGCUAUAAGGGUGAAUCAGCCGGACGUGUUUGGAGAUCAAUCUACCUCGAAAACUGUUUUGAGUCUAAUCCAAUGCGUGUUUACAAUGGCGUCCCUUACUCUCCAGUUGAUACGAAGACUUGUAAGGAGAAGCGCCUGUUUUUCCGUCUUAUUUCUGGCCUCCAGACAAGCAUCAGCCUUCAGCUAAGCUACAACCACCUUCUAUCUGAUUUCAAAGGCGCUUCCAAUUUCUUCAGCCGACCAACGAAGAGUGUCUGGGGUCCCAGUUUGGAUGAGUUUAUUCGACGAUUCCAUCCCUCCAUUGUUCCCGAAUCGCUCUCUCGUCUCCGCAAUCUCUUUCUUGUUUAUGCGGUGGAAAUGCGUGCUAUUUCGAAAGUGGCCCCGUUGCUUAGACAGCAUGCCUUUUAUACCGGGGAUGCUGCUUCUGAUACCCAAACUCGAAGCAUGGUUCUAGACGUUCUCAGUGAUAUUGAGAAUCAAAACAGCUUUUUUGAUGAAUCCCAACUAUUCCAUGAAUCUGGCAGGGAAAUUCUCGACUUGAAGGAAGAGUUCCGCUUGCGUUUCCUUAACAUCACCCGAAUCAUGGACUGUGUCGGAUGUGAUAAAUGCAGAAUGUGGGGAAAACUGCAGAUACAGGGAAUGGGCACUGCCUUGAAAAUCCUUUUUUCUGAUAACAUUUUUGGCAAAUCCGCAGAUGGGCAUGUUAAAUUACGGCCAAAUUUUCAACUCCGGCGCACGGAGAUUGUAUCGCUCUUCAACGCUUUCACCAAGUGGGUGUUUUUGUCAAUUGCUAUUUCAUAA
Mesocestoides corti is the source of this 1173-nucleotide messenger RNA. The record is from the annotation of a GenBank genome assembly. Lineage: Eukaryota; Metazoa; Platyhelminthes; Cestoda; Cyclophyllidea; Mesocestoididae.